Molecule: messenger RNA, 1682 nt
Organism: Amphibalanus amphitrite
Lineage: Eukaryota; Metazoa; Arthropoda; Thecostraca; Balanomorpha; Balanidae
Product: centrosomal protein 43-like
Exons: 2
Coding region: 265-1179 (304 amino acids)
Cellular component (GO): centrosome
Source: RefSeq, a predicted model, not a curated record
AUUCUUUUGAUUGCUUUUGUUGUGUGCGCUCUCGAGCCGUCGUGCUGCGCUGUCUCAGUUUUCACGAGUUUUGAGAGGCGUUGAAUAUUUAGAAGUGAUUUAUAGAAUUCGGCGCUGAACUGGCUGAACUGGAUACAAAGCUGAUAAAUUUUCCAUUUUUGUUCAGGGCCCUAUAUACUAAAGUGCAAAUAUACUCCUCUUCAAAUCUUCGGCUGCUACGGCACUUAAUCAGUGUGAGACCAGCCAGCACUAACGCUCAUCACCAUGAGCAGCAGCCUGAUGGCCGAGGAUGAGUGUGAGGUGGAGCUGCGUGACCUAGUCACUGAGGCUCUGGAGAACAAUGGGGUGCUGCCCAAACUACGGGCUCAGCUGCGGGCCAGUGUGUUCUUGGCUUUAGAUGAAACAGCGGGCUCAGGUAGCGGUGACCAGUCAUCCCGCUUUCAAAGCGAGGCACUGCUGAGCGUAGCUGGGCGCCCAGUCGGCAGGCGCUGUCUGGCACUGGUGCGAGAGCUUCUGGCCUGCCUCCAGCUGGACUGUACAUUGUCUGUGCUGGAUGCUGAGCUGGAGUCAGUGGCUGGCUGGCGGGAGGAGCGGCCGCGGCUGGCGGCGGCGCUGGGUCUCAGCCCGACCGAGCACGAGCCAGUGCUGGUCGCGCUGUUGGAGGCCCACAGCGGCGCCAGCGGCGGCGGAGCUACGACGUCCCCGCCGGCCACCGGCACCAGCACGGGCGCCGCACCGACCCCCGACCCGGAGCCGGCCUCGGCCGCCGACUCUGGCCCGGCCGCCGGCAGCGGCUCCGCCUCGGCAUCCGACGAAGAGGACUCGUUCUUCGACAGUCUGCCGAAGGUGCGCAGCCUGGGUGUGUCGCGGCCCACCGCCGAGCCGCCGCCGCCGUCCCUGCCCGCCGCACGGCCGGUGGGUGAGCUGCCCCCGCUGACCGGCCGCGGCACGCUGCCGCCGCUCCGGCACGGCCAGCUGCCGAGUCUCUCCGCCGCCCCCGCUCCCGCCGAGAAGCCGCCUGCCGAGCCGGAGCGGGACGCGACCGACGGCAGCAUCUCCGAGGACCUGGACCUGGGCGGCGACUCGAUCCUCUCCGAACUACAGUCGGAUGGCCUCACUGACGACGUGUCCAUAAAAUCAACGGCAGACUUGCAGGCUGACGUCAUCGAGAACAUGUAGCGGCAGGUGAUGAAUAGGCUCUUCAUCACUCCAUGGACAGACAUUGGCGCGAUCCGUCCAUGGUUGCGGAACCUUGAAACUGCUCAUAUCGAGGCGUGCUGUGACGGGUCCAGGACAGAACAACCGACAACUGUGGUAUGAUCGACGGAAUGAAUGCUUGUCAGCGAUGGACGUGAGUGAAUGGAGCUCAUUGAUGGUCCUUGUUUGAGACGAACUGUCGGUUUUUCUUACCCCCGAGGACCCACGGCAUCUGCGUCAGUCUGUGGACAUGAUCCGUCAAAACAUAGUCCGUCCACGCAUCUUGGUGACGCGCGUUCAUGCGGUGUUCUGUGCCAUACCAUAUCGCGCUGUCUCUGUAACUGCGGCUGUGGAAUGUAGAUUCGAGAAGUGUGCUGCCGCCGUCAUUCAACGGACAUUUGUAAAUAGUUCGAGUGCUGGACAUCAUCCGUUCUAUCUCACUUCAUCAUCAUAAUGUGUGUCAAUAAACAAGUUUGAUGUGCUUA